AUGGAAGAAUGGAUCAAAGGUUUAUUGGCUGUGCCGUUCGUAUUGCAUUCACAGCCAACCGGUGUGUUUGAGUCGAGAAAUGGAACGAUAGGUGAAAUGGCCGAAAUAGCCCACCGACGUUACGCAGAAAUUAUGCAGGAUGUUGAAGAUAUGAUUGAUGAUCAUAUCGCCCAUCAAAAGGUUGGUUUAGGAGGUCAGUCGAAAUUGAAACUACUGGUUCCUAGUAUUGGUACAUUCUUCACUCGACUUCCACUGGCCGACGCCUUUAGAUAUCAGGAUAGGAAACGUUUUAUUUCGUCAAGAAGAUUUGUUCCUCCUUCCUUCAACGAUAUUAGGGUGAUUUUGAACACUGCUCAACUCAUGGGAGUUACCUCUGCUGGCUCGGUGGAUUUAGCUACCUUUGAUGGUGAUGUUACAUUAUAUGAUGAUGGUAAAAGUCUCGAGCCUACGAAUCCCGUUAUUGAGCGAAUUAUCAGUAGGUCCGACAACUUUCCCUUGCAUGGUCAGAUACUGAUGGCUAUAGAUCUCAUGAGCCAUAACACAAAAAUUGGGAUUGUAACGGCAGCUGGUUACAGUGAGGCCGAAAAAUAUUACGGGAGACUCCAUGGAUUGUUGGAAGCAAUCAAAGUGUCUACCAUUCUUACACCAGAGCAAAAGCAGAAUCUUAUUGUCAUGGGUAAAUCAACUUUCGUUCAGCUCUUUUCCAAAGUUUCAUUUCUUUCAUCUCUUUCCAUUACGAUUCGUCUUACCUUUGCACUCACUCACUUACAUACCCGACUGUUUCAAAAUUCUCGUCCCGCGCCUUCUAACACUACAUCAGGUGGUGAAUCCAACUUUCUUUUCACGUAUGAUUCUAAUUCCCCUCACCUUCUAACUCAUCACCACCGCCGCUCUUGGAUUCUGCCCAGCAUGUCCACUUGGACUCAGCCGAACAUAACCGCUCUUCUCGAUCUCGCAGAAUCCUCUCUUCGUGAAUGUGUCACCAACCUAGCCUUGCCCGCCACUAUCCUUCGAAAAGAACGAGCUGUUGGAAUUAUUCCUCAGGAGCCAGGCUUCAAAUUUGCACGAGAACACCUCGAAGAAACCGUACUAGUUGUACAAAAAAAGCUUGAAAUGUCGGACGUUGGUCGUUCGUUGCCCUUCUGCGCUUUCAAUGGAGGAAACGAUGUUUUCGUGGACAUUGGCGAUAAGAGCUGGGGAGUAUUGGUUUGCCAAAAGUUUUUUGGUGGAAACGUCGAAGAUGAAAGUCGGUGGAUUAAAGGGGAAAGAACAUUGCAUGUUGGAGAUCAAUUUUUGAGUGCUGGAAGCAAUGAUUUCAAGGCGAGAGUGGUGGGUACUACGGCUUGGAUUGCAAGUCCCAGGGAGACAGUGGAAUUGUUGGAUGAGCUAGGAGGAUUUAUCCAGAAGAAGUAG
Sclerotinia sclerotiorum 1980 UF-70 is the source of this 1413-nucleotide messenger RNA. RefSeq lists its product as hypothetical. The transcript has 3 exons. Gene Ontology annotation, molecular function: magnesium ion binding. Bases 1 to 1413 code for a protein of 470 amino acids. The record is from RefSeq and is a predicted model, not a curated record. NCBI's taxonomy places the organism in Eukaryota, Fungi, Ascomycota, Leotiomycetes, Helotiales, Sclerotiniaceae. Gene Ontology annotation, biological process: inosine salvage; nicotinic acid riboside biosynthetic process; nicotinamide riboside biosynthetic process.